AUGAUUAACAAAUUUGUUGAUUUAUCACAUAAAUUAAUCAUUAAAGAAAUCAGCGACAUUUUAAAUGAUAUAUUCUAUGAUUCUGAUGAGUAUUAUAAGAGUGAUGAUGAAAGAGAUGAUAAAAGGGAUGAUAAAGGGGAUAACAAUGCAGACGAUAAUAGUAAGAUAAGUGAAAAGAGUGUCUUAGACUAUGUUAUAAAUAAUUUAAUAAGAGAUGAUGAUUCAGAAAUACGAAAAAAAUGGCCAACGAAUUCUGGCUCCAAACAGACUGGCUUCGAUAUGCCUAUAGAAGACAACAAAUUGAUUGACAUCAGUGAAGUAGAAACAUUCUGUGGGUUUAACCCUGCGACCGAUGCAUGGAUCAGAGUGUUGCGGGAUAACCAUUAUGACUCUUUACAAAGAAUGUUUGUGAAGGCUCUUAAUGCCUACACUUGGGCCUCUCAUCCAGUAUACCAAGAGACUAGUAUCCUACGCCCGUAUGGUCUAGCCCUUCGGCCGAUGUUUGGAAUAGUGGCUGCCGGAUAA
Molecule: messenger RNA, 525 nt
Organism: Funneliformis mosseae
Lineage: Eukaryota; Fungi; Glomeromycota; Glomeromycetes; Glomerales; Glomeraceae
Source: the annotation of a GenBank genome assembly